This is a messenger RNA of Fusarium falciforme, 327 nucleotides long. RefSeq lists its product as hypothetical. The record is from RefSeq and is a predicted model, not a curated record. Lineage: Eukaryota; Fungi; Ascomycota; Sordariomycetes; Hypocreales; Nectriaceae. Bases 1 to 327 code for a protein of 108 amino acids. The transcript has 2 exons.
AUGAUUCCUCUUCAUCUUCAACUCUCGCAGGUCCAUGCUAUCCUCCUCUGCCCAAAGGACGAUCAACCACUGCUACGGCACUGCACCUCCCACCUUCAGACGCGACGAAUCGACAACAUGUGCACCACAACAAUCACAAGAUUCUACUGCAUCGUAUGCAGCUAUCUCGUCUCAUUCGAACAAGACGAAGAAGAGUGCGAAUAUGUCAACAGCAAAACUCCACAGGAGUGCAAACUGGCCAUCAAAAUCAAGCAAAAGAGCGUCGACCCACAGCAAUGUCACAAAUGCGAAGCAAAACUACACAAGAAAAAGCAACCCGUGAAGUGA